UAUCCAGUGCAGCCUCUGGUCCCGCCCCCUUUCCUCCUGGGUCCAGCAGGCAAACUGGCUAUUCAAGGCCAGGCUCCAACAAAGCCUGUCACUGUGCAUGGCUUUUUUUUUUUUUUGGUACUAGAGGUUGUAUUAGUACCUGGGCCUCACAUUCCAGAGCAGUCUACCUUCAACCCUUUUCUGAUCCUCCUGCCUCCAGCUCCUGAAUGCUUCUCCCCAAACUUCCAGUACUAUAGCAAUAACAACAACGACGACAAUAGCUGUAGUUCAGUUGACUGAGUUCUUGCCUAUCGAUCCCAAAGCCCUGUGUUUGAUCCCCAGCAGGCACGGUCCAGGUCAUCCUUGGCUACAUAGUGAAUUAGAGGCCAGCCUGGGCUACAUGGAGACAUUGUCUCAAAACAAAAACAAAGUACGGUGAGUGGUCUAAAUAUCAAACAUUCCCCCUAACCUUGAUUCUUUGCUUUCCAGAAAUGUAAACAUUUCGUUCUAUACUCGGCAGCUUCUGUUCUGUGUCCCUCCUCCAUCUGUAAGAGGCCAGUUUCGCCUUUGCAGACUCUAUCCCAGUUGGCUCUGGCUUUUUCAGGUCACCGGAUCCCCUGUGAGGCAGCUCUGACCUUAAUAUUCACCUUUGAAGACUUGAAUCCCACACUUCUCCAACAGGCCACCCAAAUCUUGUGCCAACCAAGGUGGAAUUCCAGAUCUUCCUUCUUGGAGCCCCAUGAAGAUGCCAGAGGGAUUUGCCCACAGUCGUCGAGAUCGUGGCAAGAAUUGAACACCUGCCAGGUGAGGGAGGGCAGGCUGGCAGAGCAUCCAACAGUUUAGUACCAGAAGAAGGGCAAUGCAAGGGACCGAGUGCAAGCGUGGUCCUCCCAUGGCACACAGCAUCUGACCAUUUGGUAGUCACUUAACAGACAGGGGCAGGAACCGUUCACGGCCACACCACUGACUAGAUCUUCAGUCUGUCACUUAUUACCCAACAAAGUGUGAGUAUGUGUGUGUGUGUCAGUGUGUGUCUGUGUGUGUGUUUGUGUUUGUGCGAGUGCUCGAGGGACAGUGUGCUAUAGACAGUCUUGUGUAGUGUGAGCUCAUACUAAAUACAGCAUAUAGCAGAGACUGAUUUGGGUCAGGAUGGUACAGGGCUUCCUGUAUGGGGGAGGUAGAAAGGAGGAUUAGAAGUUCAAAUUCAACCUUAGAUAUGUAAGACUGCCUCAAGAGAGCAGAAAAAACCAAACCAACAAAAAGGAGGUGAAUUCUCACCAUGUAGCCCUAGACGGUCUAAAACCGUGAACCAAGCAGGCCCCUCACUGGAGGGGCGAGCAUCCUGCAUUAAACCACAUCCCCCACCAGUGAAGGUUACUCUUAGUGCUCAGUUCUCUGUGGGACUUAAGUCUAUUUAAACUUAGAUUUAGCAGAACAGAGAAAUUCAGUUCUUCAGUCACACAACUGCAUUACAAGCGUGCGAUAGCUGACAUCUGGGGGGCUGGGGAAAUAGCUUAGUGGGUAAAGCGUUCAGUGAACAACCGUGAAAAACUAAAUUUGGAUACCCAGAUAUUUCAAGCCAGACAUUGCAAACAUCUGUAAUCCCAGCCUCCCACAGUCAGAUGGGAGGGAGAGGCAGGAGAAUCCCUUUAAGUUCAGGCCAACUGUCAAGGUUUACACAGUAGCAAACAAGAGAGAGCCUGUCUCAAACAAGGUAGAAAGGACACCCAAGUAACCUCCACAUGUGCGUUCAUGUAUGUGCACGCACACUCGUGCGCGCGCGCGCGCGCACACACACACACACACACACACACACACACACACUCCUUUUGUUUGUUUUUUCAAGACAAGGUUUCUCUAUGUAUCCUUGGCUGUCCUGGAACUCAAUCCAUAGACCAGGCUGGCCUUGAACUUGAGAUCUGCCUGCUUCUACCUUCUGAGUGCUGGGAUCGUGCACAAUCAUACCUGGCCAAAAGCCCCAUUUUGAAUUUUUUUCAUUGUUUUAUGUGCAAGGGAUUACAUAUGAGGGUAAGUAUGUAUGUAUGUGUGUGUGUGCAGAUCAGAGGACAAUUUGUGGGAGUUGGUUUCCUCCUUCUAUUAUGUGGGUCCUGAGAUAGAACUGAGGCCAUCAAACGUUGCAGUAAACACAUUAGCCUUCUGAACCUGGGUACCUGUGCUCCCCCAGCUUUAAAAAAAUAAAUUAAUUGUAUGUGGCCUGGUGGCAAAGCGCUUCCCCAGUGUAUAUGAGUUCCUGAGUCUGCACCCAGCACUGAGGGCAAAACAUGUUCUCCAGUGCAGUUUUUAGGUGCACAGUGAGAUCCAAGGGAAAGCACUGAGAGUUCCCGUGUGGAGCCUGUCCUCAUCCACCCACAGCCGCCCCCACUGCCAGCAUGGGGAAGCUGGGUGCUCCAUUUGUUACAAACGAUGAGUCUGCAUUCAUGCCUCCUUUCUUGUCGGCGUGCAGAGGCUGCUGGGUGCACUGGGGUUCCCUCUGGAUGAUGUACCCCUGUAGGUUUGCACACUUCUAGUGACCAAAGCUGACCACUGUAGGGACUGACAAUAGACUAGUCACCAGAGGGAAAAAUUGUCUGUCUGGGUUUUGGGCUAGAAGCAAUGGUUCAGCAGUUAAAGAGCACUGGCUGCUUUUGCGGAAGAUUCAGGUUUGAGUCCUACAUGGUGGCUCACAACUGUCUGUAACUCCAGUCCCAGGAGAUCUGAGACCAUCCUUUAACCCCUGUGGGCACUACAUGCGUGUGAUACACAGAUACACGUGCAGGCAAGACAUCCAUACCCAUGUGAAUGUCUGUGUGUGUGUGUGUGUGUGUGUGUGUGUGUGUGUGUGUGUGUGUGUGUGCAUGUGCAGGGGCCUGAGGCCAGAAGAGGGUGUCAGAUCUUCGGAAACUGGAACUACAUGUGGCUGUAGGUGCUGGGAACCAAACUCAGGUUCUCCAGAAAAUCAGCACACACUCUGUCAACUACUGGACGAUCUCUUUGGCGUCCUGGAAAUAAUUUUUAAAAACAUCUGUUUUUGAGACAGGAUCUUUGUAGCUUUGGCUGGCUUGAAACUCAUUAUGUAGACAGGCUGGCCUUGAAUUCAAAGCGAUCCACUGUGAAGCACCUCCGAUUUGGCAUAGAACAUACUCAGACACCGAAUUCUCACCACAGAGAAGGUUUACUAUCCUGAAGGGACAGUGGGGGGGUUGGGGGGGGCUGGGCUGGACAAAGAGAAGUGAGUUUUUAAGGAGAAAACGGGGCGGUCUGUGCUGGGGUGAGGUGGGAAGUCCUGAUUAGAUAUUCUAGUCGUUGUAACCAAAUAAUGAAUUUUGAUUGCUGGACCUUGGUGUUUUGAUAGUUGGACCUUGGAGUUUUAGUCAGGAAGUGGCCAAAUAGGGGAAUAGUCCUUGGUGCCUAGCUUUAAGAAUCUGAUAGUUUAGCAAGGGAGGGGCAAGACCAAUGCCAUGUUUGCUGUGCUUGGACCUGUCCUUCACACUGGGUGGAGAGAGGGCUCAGUGGUUAAGAACACUGGCUGUUCUUCCAAAGGACCCAGAUUCAGUUCUCAGCAAGCGUAUGGUUUCUUUUAUAGUGCACUUUUGUAAAAAUCUAAAUUAAUUAACCUUUUAUGUCAAGUAGUGUAUUUUGAUUUCUAACUUUUUGGUUGUUUAUGUUUAGUGUGUAUAAAUAUUAUUUGGGCUAGUAAAUCUGGACUAUGCUCAAGGUCAUGGAAAUGUCAAAUAUGUAUAUAGCCAAGACUAAUGCGGCUGCUAGGGGGUAGGGCUGAGAAGUGUCUAAGCAGAUACAAAAUGGAGUCAGGACAAGACGGGAUGGCAUUACCUAAGUCACUUCAAGGCAGACUAGUGUUUGCACGUGAAGACCAGAGAACAAUUUAUUUUUUCCUUCUUUUAUGUGGGUUCUGAGCCACCUUGGCAGCCCAACUCUCUUUUUCUUUUCUUUUUUUUUUUUUUUUUGGAGCUGGGGACCGAACCCAGGGCCUUGCGGUUGCUAGGCAAGCGCUCUACCGCUGAGCUAAAUCCCCAACCCCUGUCAGCCCAACUCUCUUUUGUUUUUUGUUUUUUUCACCUCACAAGAUACUCCCAGAGAGGACCUCUAUCACUGAUCCCCACCCAGGCUGGUGAUAUCUUUGUAGUAUGUCACAGGCUUGGCUUUUCUCAGAAUGUCCUUGAGUUGGAAUCCAGUGCCACCAUGGGAUCCUUUUCUAAUUAGCUUCCUUUGGUACAUAAUGUGUCUCCAGGUUUGAUGGCACUCGUCUGUGAGUCCAGCACUUGGGAAGCAGAGGCAGGAGGAGCUGGCAUUGGAGGCCAGUUUGAACUACAUAGUAAGUAAGCUUCAGGUCAGUCUAAGCUUUAUGAUACCCUAGCCCAAAAAAAAAAAAAAAAAAAAUUUGGAAAGGGCUUGCAAGAAGGCUCAGUGAGGGGUUGGGGAUUAAGCUCAGUGGUAGAGCGCUUGCCUAGCAAGCGCAAGGCCCUGGGUUUGGUCCCCAGCUCUGGAAAAAAAAAAAGAAAAGAAAAGAAAAAAAAAAAAAAGAAGGCUCAGUGAACAAAAGCAUUUGCCACGCAAGCUUAAUGAAGUGACUACAGCCCCCCAAAAAAAUGUGGCCGAUGGAGAAAACUGACUCACUUCCCAGGUGCACUUCUUGCCUAUACAUAUCACAGCACACACACACGCGCGGCACACACACACGCGCGCACACACACACACACACAUACACACAGUAAAAUAAGAAACGUAAUUAAGAGAGAAGCGGUGGCAGGACAAUGGAGGCUGAUGUAAAGAUGUAAAGAUCUCGCUCUGUGUAUUUACAGAUUCUGUAAGUAUAAGACAGAAGUAAUCUGAUGCUGAGAAAGGAAGGUCUCGGAUUCUGCAAAGGGCCUGGGAGAGAAAGCAUUAAUGAAUUUUUGUGUCCUAGAAUCGCUCCUACCAUCGUCUUCAUGAAAGAAAUUUUUCUGGUUUCGGGGAACUCUGGAGAAGAAUAGGCAGAAAGAUUGUAAGAACCAGUGCAGGGGUUGGGGAUUUAGCUCAGUGGUAGAGCGCUUGCCUAGCAAGCACAAGGCCCUGGGUUCGGUCCCCAGCUCUGGAAAGAAAAAAAAAAAAAGACUGUGGCAGCGUGCACAGGACCUACAAAGGUCUGGACCUAAAAGUGACUGUGGAAUUGGACACAAAUCCACAUCCCUAACCCAGAAGCUAUAACCACUCACAAAUGAAAACUGAGUCUCACUGAAUAUAAAAACCACUCUUACAGCCAGGAUCCAUAGAGAACAGUAAAUGAGCAACACAAAGCCAAGCCAAUCAUAAUUUUGUUUUCUUGUUUUUAUUUUUAAAUAUUUUAUUCUUUGUUUUGUUUUUGUGUUGUUUGGUUUGCUUUAUUUUUGUCUCACAGUGCUUUUCUGUAUUUUGUUCUUCACUUAUUUUCCUCUUAUAGGUAUUUUGCUUAAAUAUUAUUGUCGCCAAUUUUGUAUCUUAAGUGAUAUCUAUGUUUGUCAAUGUAUGUGUGCAUGUGUGUGCGUGUGCGUGUGUGAUCUAUAUGUGUUUCCUUUGUUUUUUCCUUGAUUCUUUGUUGUUUUUUUUUUUCUUUUUUUUUUUUCUUUCAGAGCUGGGGACCGAACCCAGGGCCUUGUGCUUGCUAGGCAAGUGCUCUACCGCUGAGCUAAAUCCCCAACACCUGAUUCUUUGUUUUUAUUCUUUUUUAUUCUUUUGUUUUUCUUUUAGAUGUCUGUUUUCUAAUGACUGAGAACAAGAAAAGAUGUGGAUUUGAGUGUGUUCCCAGUAAGGAGGAUCUGGGAGGAUGUGAGGGCAGAGAAACCAUUAUCAGAAUAUAUUGUACAAAAUGAUCUAUUUUCAAUUUAAAAAAAAAAGAAAAAAAAAGAAACGUAAUUAAAAAUUAAAAAGGGGGGUUGGGGAUUUAGCUCAGCGGUAGAGCGCUUGCCUAGCAAGCUCAAGGCCCUGGGUUUGGUCCCCAGCUCCGAAAAAAAAGAAAAGAAAAAAAAAUUAAAAAAAAAAAUUAAGGGGUUGGGGAUUUAGCUCAGUGGUAGAGCGCUUGCCUAGGAAGCGCAAGGCCCUGGGUUCGGUCCCCAGCUCCGAAAAAAAGAACCAAAAAAAAAAAAAAAAUUAAAAAGGGGGCUGGAGCGAUGGCUCACUGGUUAAAAGCACUGACUACUCUUCCAGAGGUUCUGAGUUCAAAUCCCAGCAACCACAUGGUGGCUCACAACCAUCUGUAAUGGGAUCUGAUGCCCUCUGCUGGUAUGUCUGAAGACAGCUACAGUGUACUUAUAUGUACUAAAUAAAUCUUUUAACAAAAAAAAUUAAAAAGGAAGAAAUUGUUGUGUGUUGAUGGUAGUGGUGGGAGAUGGAGACGAGAAGUACGUUUGUGGCCGCCUUUAUCUGGCACAGUGAGAACCAGCUGAAGUCCAGCGAACAGGCUCUCUCAGUGGCUCCGCCCAACCCCUGUGCCAGGCCCCACCCACCCCUCUCUACGGCUUCCUAUUGCUUGUUGGUUUUCUCUCUGUAGUAGAUGCUAAACUGGAGGGUUUAACUAGGGGCUUCAAACCCAGAUUCCUGCUGUAUUCAUAUUUUGAUUAAUUUUUAUAAUUAUUAUUUUAAUUAUGUGUUCCAAGGAGGUAAGAAGGGUAUAUUAGUCCUAAAACACACUAUGUAGCCCAGGCUGGCUUCAAACUCACUAUAUAGCCUAGGAUAACCUUGAACUGCUGCAGGUCCCCCUGCCUCCAUUUGGUUUGGUUUAUAUAGUGCUGGGGCCAGAACCCCAGGUUAUGUACCUGCUAGACAAACACUCAACUGAACUAUAUCUCCAACUUCUUUUAAACUAUUAUCUUAAUUUUAAAAACAUCUGGCUUUCCGUCCUUUCUCUUUCCGUGUGCACUUGGGCAAGGGCCUAUAUACAGGGCAAGGUGCAGACAGAGACAUCAGAGGAUAGCUUACAGGAGUCAGUUUUCUCUUUCUAGUAUAUGCAUCCUUGGGAUCAAACUCACUUCAGGUGAGUCAAGCUCCUUUCCCUCCUGAGUCAUUUCAACAGCUCUAGUAAACCAUUUUUUUUAAAGAUUUAUUUUUUAUUUUAUUAUAUAUAAGUACACUGUAGCUGUCCUCAGAUACACCAGAAGAGGGCAUCAGAUUUCUUUACAGAUGGUUGUGAGCCACCAUGUGGUUGCUGGGAAUUGAAAUGACCUCUGGAAGAGCAGUCGGGUGCUCUUAACCGCUGAGCCAUCUCUCCAGCCCUAGUAAACCAUUUUUAAUGGUUUUAAAUAUUCAGUGUUAUGACAUGCAAAGAACAGUGCCAGGCAGAGCCUCUGCUUAGUUAUGGGGAUACAGGCAGGCGCUUACUUAGCGCGCAUGAAGCCUUAGGUUCAAUCCUCAGUAGUGUUUAAAAAAAAAAAAAAUACAGUGCCCUAGGCAUAGAUGGGUGGCAGAGGCAGAAGGCUAGUCUGGUCUUUAUAGGUAAUUCCAGGGUUACACGGUGAGACGUUGUUUCAUAACAAACCAAAAUGGCAUAGCAAGUCUGAUGGUGCGUAGAGCUAUUGAGAGUUAAAACGCAAGACGAGGGGUAAAUUCAGGAGCGUGUGCAUGAAGGUUGCUAUGGUUAUAUAGGAUACCUGAGCGCUGUUGACAGCUGGCUUGGAGCGCAGUGUGCAGGGCGAAGGGCAAAUGCAAAGGCCUGGAACAGGACGCAUGUUGGAGUGACAGCAGGAAACUGCAGAGGUAACUUAGAGACUGGCUAUUGGUGACCUUCUGGGCGCCUCUGAACCGUGAUAGUACUUUAUGCCACACCCAAUAUGGCUACAGCACCGGGUCUAUGCGGGCGCAAGCGGAAGUACGUAAGAACGUGCGCCGCAGCCACGCCCCUUGCCGGGGUCUCUGUGGAGCUGUGGCCGCGCCGGCUUGGAGCAUCCCUGCGCUGGCAGGCUGGGGGACUGUGAGGCUGCAUCUCCGGCGGCCAGCUCCGGAGAGGUACGACCUGCACCUCCCGCCCCGGCGACUGGGAUCCCCUCGGUGCUUCCCAGCCGACCCUGGCCUUAUUCCGAGGCCCAUCCUUGCCAUCUCCUACCCUUCUCCCAGGCCCCCUUCUCUUCUGACCUCAUCUGUUCCCAGGCUCACAAUCCCGAUGGUUAGAAUGGACCCUUUCACAUAGCCUGCUGAGUUUCCAGGCCUUUCCUCCAUCUCCCCGUGUGUUGGCUCUGCUCUCGCAGCUAUGGGACCUUUUCUCUUUUGCUCGUGUUUUCUUGUUUGUUUUACACUGUGGCUCAGACUGGCCUGGAGCUCAGUGUGCAGCCCAGGCUGGUUUUGAACGUACAGCAGUUUUCCUGUUGUAGCCUUUGUAAUGCUGGGGUUACAGGUGUGCAUCAUCGCGCGGGGUUUUUAUGCGCAGCUAAGGGUGGAACCCAGGGCUUUGUGUCUGCUAGGCAAGUACUUUACUCACUCAUCCACAUUCCCAGCCCCCGCUCUCUUUCUUUCUUUUUUUCUUUUUCUUUUUCCUGUCAGCUUAAGUGCAGCCCACUUCUUUCUGGAGCCUGCUUGGAGUGUGCUGGAGUGUGAUAGGGCUUUGGACUGACCCCAAAGCUUUAUGAUCUAGGUCAGCUGGAGAAUCCCACUGCGUCUGGGUGUGCAGUAUUUUCUUUGGGGGCCAUGGUGGGGGUUGGGGGAGGGUCUGACUGAUUCCUUGUUGCCUUCCUCCCUAUCUGAGUUAUAUUUGUUCUUUCCUAGAACUCGAACCUGGGGGCACAUCUCUUUAUCAUAUUAGCGUGUGUGUGUGUGUGUGUGUGUGUGUGUGUGUGUGUGUGUGUGUACAUGUGAGUACCAGCUUGUGCAUGUCAUGGUGUACAUAUGGAAGUCAGAGGACCACUUCAGGGAGUUGGUUCUUGCCUUUCAGCUUGUUUAUAUUAUUUAUUUUUAAUUGUGUGCAUGUAUAACUGUGUGUGGGUGUGUGCACAUGAAUGCUGGUGUCUGAGGAGACCAGAGGAUCACAUGCACAUUGAGUUGGAGUCAUUAGCCUCUCCAGUGUGAGUACUGGGAGCUGAACCCAGGUCCUCUGAAACAGUAAUGCUAAAUCCUCUCACUUUGCUAUAGCAACAUUGGGAUGGCAGAUGUGGGUCACUGCAUCUAGCACUUUGUGUGGGUCCUAGAGUUUGAACUUGGGUCAUCGGGUUUGCAAGGUAAGCUCCCUUGCUGGCCUCUGGGCAUACUUCUAAAGAUUUAUUUAUUUAUUAUAUAUGAGAACACUGUAGCUGUCUUCAGACACACCAGAAGAGGGCAUCGGAUCCCAUUACAGAUGGUUGUGAGCCGCCAUGUGGUUGCUGGGAAUUGAACUCAGGAUCUCUGGAAGAGCAGCCAGCGCUUUUAACUGCUGAGCCAUCUCUCCAGCCACCCUGGGCAUACUUUUAAGUCUCAGGAGUUUCCUUGCAUGUAUCCAGUGAGACUUACAGGUGUUUCCCAGAGUAGAUGGGACAUGGGUAUGAGGACCAUGGCCGGGUAGAAGCUUCUCUUCAUUUGAAGAAAACUGGGCUAAGAAUUGUCUCCUUGGGGUUGGGGAUUUAGCUCAGCGGUAGAGCGCUUGCCUAGCAAGCGCAAGGCCCUGGAUUUGAUCCCCAGAUCCAAAAAAAAGAAAAGAAAAGAAAAAAAAAAGAAUUGUCUCCUUGAUUGACACUAAAGAGAGUGUGUGUGAUCCAGCUCUAGGUGAAUGAGAGAGGAGUGAGGUGCUAGAAAGUCAUGGCUCCAGCAAGAGGAGUUUCAGGAUAGUAUUGUUGUAUUAGCUCUCAAUGACUUGUAUACGCUAGGGAUUAGACAUUUCUGCCUAUGUGCUCCUGUGGAGUCCUGACUCAAAAGCUUCUCUCUUCCCUGAGUGGGCAACAUAGACAGCCGGUAAGGUUUGAGCCUUUGAGAUUAGAUCUUGCUGUGGUGCCUAGGCUGCUGUCAAGUCUGCAGGCUCAAGCUAUCUUCCCACCUCAACCCUAAGUAGCAGGGACUAUAGACCCACAUCACUGUGCCUGGCUUGUGUGUGUGUGUGUGUGUGUGUGUGUGUGUGUGACAUGUGGGAGUGCAUGCAUAUGGAGGUCCCAAGUCAAUGUUGGGUGUCCACAAACACUCUCUACCUUAGAAAGCAUUUUCAGUUAAUUAUUUUUGAGACAGAAUCUCAUUAUGCAGACCAGGCUGGCCUUUAACUCACAGAGAUCCUCCUUCCUCUGUCCCCCAAGUGCUGGAAUCAAAGGUGUGCACCACCACCCACAGCACGUGGUUUCAUUUUGAGUGUUUGAGUGUUUGCUUGCAUGUAUGUAUGUUCAUGAAGUGCCCACAGAGGCCAGGCGAGAGAGUUGAACCUCUGGGACUUUAACUGUAGUUAAUGGUGGUUGGGAGCCAUCAUGUGGGUGCUGAGAACAGAACCUCGCCCUCCGUAAGAGCAGCCAGCGCUCUUAACAGCUGAGCCAUCCUCUCUCGUGUCUUGCAUUUUGAGACAGGGCCUCUUUGAACCUCACUGAUUCGGUUAGGCUGAUAGUCUGGGCACCUUCGGGGAUCCUUUUGUGUCCACCUCCCCUCUGCUAGGACUAUGGCUGCAAGCUGCAGCUCUGGGCAGCAGGGGAUCCAAAGUCAGCGUUAAUGCCUGUGUGGCAAGCUCCACACUAGUAAGGCUUCUCCCCAAGACCAAGAGAGACUGCCAGUUCAAGGCCAUGUUGACAAAACCUGCCAGCGAAGCCCAGGCUGAGAAAUGCUGUCGGUUGGAAGGAGGACUCAGGAGGGAGGAGGUUGUUGGAAACCGGAAGGGUAGUUCUUCUCUUUUUCUGUUUGGAUUUUUUGGGAGGGCUGUAGACCAAGCCAGCCUUUACUUUGUAAUUCUGCCUCACCCUCCUAGGCAUAGGAUUACAGGGGUAGUUCUCAAUGUGACAACACGGGGUCUAAUAAAGAGGAGAAGGGCUGGGGUUGGGCUCAGAUAGAGAAGGGUCCACAUGGAAGACAGGAAUCAGUGUGUCCCAGAAGCAGUUCUGAGUCAGCCUGGUGACUCUGUUUUUGAAUGUUCAUGCGUGCACAUACGUGUAUAUGUGCUUGUGGGAUUACAGGAGCACACCAGUAUGCUUGGUGUGUGUGUGUGUGUGUGUGUGUGUAUACGUGUGUGUGCGUGCCUGCGUGCCUGCCUGCCUGCCUAUGGGAUUACAGGAGUCCACUGCUAUGAUGCUUGGUUUUUCAAAUUCUCUAGCCUGCUUUGGAGUGUCAUAGUUAUAAGCCAAUUACAUCCCAGUUAAGCUGCCAUAAGUAAAUCCCGGCAGGAGCCUGCCGUCUGCAGGGAGAGUGGGUAUGGCCCAGAGUGACUGUGAAUUGGAUUCAUGUCAGCCUGAUUCUGUGCUUUCUCAGGCAGUUAAGAAAAAAACAAAGCCUUUGACCUGGGGAGAUGGCUCAGUCAGUAAAGAGCUUGCUCUGCGUCUCCAGUGCCACAUAAAAAGCAAAGCAGAUGGUGUGUGUCUGUGUCUGAUCCCAUGCUAGUGGGUCGGAGACUUAGGAAGACACUCCCUGUCCACCCGUGCUCGCUCACACACACACACACACACACACACACACACACACACACACACACACACACACAGAGAGAGAGAGAGAGAGAGAGAGAGAGAGAGAGAGAGGAUGCAAACAAAGAAACCCUUCUGUUAAAUAGAACUAAUAAUGCACACCCGUGAUCCUUUCCUUCUCUCUGAACAAGGACUUGUUGGGCAGCCUGGGCUACCCUGGAACUCAGCAUGCAGAGCAGCAGAGCAGGCUGGUGUCUUUGAUUGGGAUGCAGCGUGCAGGAAGGGGGGAUCUGAGGCUGUGCUGAGCUGAGUGGAGGAGUCCUCGGUUCUUGCAGUUCUUGCUGUUCGGAAGGAGUCUGGAAGGAGCUCCAGGUUCGAGCCCGCACCUGAGAUUCAGGAGGCCCCACUUCCGUCCACAGUACUCAGAUACAAAACCAACCAGGCCAACCCUUGGGAAGGGAGCAGGAGGGUCAGUCAUCAAGCUGAUCAGUGACUACAGGAGACCCUGUCUAUCAGAAACAAAACAAAACAACAUUGGUCAAGGCUCUUGACACCGAGCCCGAAAACCUGAAUUUUUAUUUUAUUUUAUUUUAGAUUUUUAAAUGUUUAAAAAUAAAUAAAAAAAAUUUUUUUUCAAGACAGAAUUUUACUGUGUAACUCUGUCUGUGUUGGAAUUCACUGUAGACCAAGCUGGCCUCGAACUCACGGAGAUCUGCUUGCCUCUGCCUUCUGAGUGCUGGUGUGUGCCACUUUAAUGGGUGUGUGCCACUACGUACUGGCAACUUUUUUUUAGGGUGCUUUUGUGUAUGUGUCUGUUUUGGGGUAUAUGCAUGUGAGUGUACUCGCCUAUAGAAACCAGAAGAGACCAUCCGAUUCCCUAGAACUGAAGUUACAGGCAGUCAGGAGCCACCCAGCAUGGGUGCUGGGAACUGAACUCUGGUUCUCUGCAAGAGCAGUGUGCACUCGUAACCUCUGAGCCAGCUCUGCAGCCAUGGUAGCCUUAGCUCUAUCCCAAGCCCUACAUAGUGGAUUAGAAAACCGACUUCUCAACUUCACAAGAUGUCCUCUGACUUCCACAGGCAAAUGUGUACCAACUCUCUCUCUCUCUCUCUCUCUCUCUCUCUCUCUCUCUCUCUCUCACACACACACACACACACACACACACACACACACACACACACUCACAGUUUCUCUCCUCAGAAACACACACAGAUUAAAAAAAAAACAAAACAAAUAAAAAGGGACAGUUCAGUAUAGCCUGAACCUGUGGAAUUGCUCAGUAUCUUGUGUAAAUUCUUGCUGCUAUCUGGAUAAGUUCUUGGGAAGCAGAGUGGCAGAGGUGUGGGCCGAGGUUCCGGGGCCUGUGCGCGCUGUAUGCUGUAUGUGCUGUAUGCUGUGCGUGCUGUAUGCUGUGUGUGCUGUAUCCUGUACUGUAUGCUGUGCGUGCUGUAUGCUGUGCAUGCUGUAUCCUGUAUGUGCUGUAUGCUGUGCGCCCUGUAUGCUGUCACACUGUUUACUGGGCAUGGUAGAGCAUGCCUGUGACCCCAGCAUUUGGAAGGCGGAGGCAGGAGGAUCAGGAGUCCAGAGUCAUCCUUGGCUAGUUUGUGGUUAGUUUUGGCUACAUGAGAUGCUGUCAAGAAGGAAGGAAGGAGGGUUGGGGAUUUAGCUCAGUGGUAGAGCGCUUGCUGGGUUCGGUCCCCAGCUCCAAAAAAAAAGAAAAAAAAAAAAAAAGGAAGGAAGGAAGGAAAAGGGAGUAGAGUGAUUGUGGGAAGGCAAGCAUGGUGGUGCAUGUGUAUGUGUAUAUUCCCAGAACCAUGUUCAAGCUCCUGUCCCCACAUCCCCAGUGCUGGGAUUCCAGACACAUACUACCUUACACGGCUUUUUAUGUGGGUACUGGGGAUCCAAACUCAGGUCCUUCUGCUUGUCCAGCUAGUAUCUAACGGCUGAUCCACCCCUCCCUCUGUUGUCCCCGACUUCCAGGACAUGUCCAAUGAUGAUGAGGCAGCGGCAGAGGCAGCGGGUGACACCCACCUACUUGGCUUCUCUGAUGAGAUCCUCCUACAUAUCCUGAGCCACGUCCCCAGCACAGACCUGGUUCUCAAUGUGCGGCGUACCUGCCGGAAGCUCGCAGCCCUGUGUCUGGACAAGAGCCUGGUGCACACUGUGCUACUGCAGAAGGACUACCAGGCCAGUGAGGAGAAGGUGAAGCAGCUGGUGAAGGAGAUUGGCCGGGAGAUCCAGCAGCUGAACAUGGCAGGCUGCUAUUGGCUGCCCGGCUCCACCAUCGAGCACGUGGCCCGCUGUCACAGCCUGGUGAAGGUGAACUUGUCAGGUUGUCACCUCACCUCGCUGCGGCUGUCCAGGGUGCUCUCCUGCCUGCAGCGCCUGCGCUCACUGGCCAUCGACGUGAGCCCUGGCUUCGACGCCAGCCAGCUGAGCAGUGAGUGCAAGGCCACGCUGAGCCGCGUGCAGGAGCUCAAGCAGACGCUCUUCACACCGUCCUACGGCGUGGUGCCCUGCUGUGCCAGCCUGCAGAAGCUGCUGCUGUACUUCGAGAUCCUGGACCGCACCCGUGAGGGCGCCGUCCUCUCCGGCCAGCUCAUGGUGGGCCAGAGCAACGUGCCCCACUACCAGAACCUGCGUGUCUUCUACGCACGCCUGGCCCCUGGCUACAUCAACCAGGAGGUGGUAAGGCUCUACCUCGCUGUGCUCAGCGACCGCACGCCUGAGAACCUGCAUGCCUUCCUCAUCUCCGUCCCCGGCAGCUUCGCAGAGAGCGGGGCCACCAAAAACCUGCUGGACUCCAUGGCCCGCAACGUGGCCCUGGAUGCCCUGCAGCUGCCCAAGUCCUGGCUGAAUGGCUCCACCCUCCUCCAGCACAUGAAGUUCAACAAUCCCUUCUACUUCAGCUUCAGCCGGUGUACGCUGUCAGGCGGUCACCUGAUCCAGCGACUCAUCAAUGGGGGGAAGGACCUGCGUAGCCUGGCCAGCCUCAACCUCAGCGGCUGCGUGCACUGCCUGUCCGCGGACUCAUUGCUGCGGAAGGCCGAGGACGACAUCGACAGCAGCAUCCUCGAGACUCUGGUGGAGUCCUGCUGCAACCUGCAUCACCUCAAUCUCUCAGCCGCCCAUCACCACAGCUCUGACGGCCUGGGCCGCCACCUCUGCCAGCUCCUGGCUCGGCUCUGCCACCUGCGCUCCCUGUCCCUGCCUGUCUGCUCUGUGGCCGACUCGGCACCCAGGCCUGACCGUGCGCCUGCCCCGCCAGCCAUGCAUGCAGUACCCCGUGGAUUUGGCAAGAAGGUGCGCAUUGGGGUGCAGACCUGUCCCAACCCCUUUGUGGGCCAGUCGGCCCCACAGCCUGCCUCUGUGUUUUGGUCUCUGCUGAAGAAGCUCCCAUUUCUGGAGCACCUGGAACUGAUCGGGUCCAAUUUCUCCUCAGCCAUGCCCCGCAAUGAGCCAGCCAUCCGCAACUCCCUCCCGCCCUGCAGUCGGGCACAGAACGUGGGGGACUCAGAGGUGGCCGCCAUUGGCCAGCUGACCUUCCUGCGGCACCUGACACUAGCCCAGCUGCCAGGCAUGCUGACGGGCUCUGGACUAGUGAGCAUUGGCCUACAGUGCCAGCAGUUGCAGUCCCUGUCGCUGGCCAACCUGGGCAUGAUGGGAAAGGUGGUGUACAUGCCUGCUCUUGCCGACAUGCUGAAGCACUGCAAGCGUCUGAAGGACCUGAGCAGGUUGCUCGGGCUUACUUUGAACUCACUGUCAUCCAUGAAGGCCUUGAACUCCUGAUCCUCCCACCUCAACCCCCAGAGCCUGGGAGCACAGGUAUGGCCCGUCAUGCCUAAAUUGUAAGCAUUCCUUUUUUAAUUCUGGGACAGAGUCGCGUGUGUCCUAGGCUGGCCUCAUAACUUUCCGUGCAGCUGAGGAUGACGAACUUCUGAUUGUCUGGGAGUGUAGUGCGCUUCAUCAUAUUAGGUUAAUGCCCCUGCUUCUGGGCAGGCAAGAGGUGGUAGGACUUAAGGGCUCUGCCACUUUGUAGGUGUGGGUGGGUGGGUGGAGGCUCCAGUGAGGUCUAGAAGUCUUCCCUUAGCUUACAGGGUCUUGUACACUGCUGUCACUCUCGCCAGUGCGCUUGCUGCUGCUUUGGUGCCUGACUUAGGGCUUCUAUUACCGUAAUGACCACCUUGAUCACCACCAGCCCAGGGAUGGGACCACCGAUCACUAAUUUAAGAUAAGCUGCACAGGUGUGUCUGUCUACAACUGGAUCUUUUUUUUUUUUUUUCUUUUUUCUUUUUUUCGGAGCUGGGGACCGAACCCAGGGCCUUGCGCUUGCUAGGCAAGUGCUCUACCGCUGAGCUAAAUCCCCAACCCCCUACAACUGGAUCUUAUGGUGGCAUCUGCUCCAUUGAGGUUCCUCCUCUCAGAUGACUCUAGCUUGGGUCAAGUGGACAUAAAACUGGCCAACGUGGGCUGUGCUGAGAGCCUGGGCAGAGCUGACCUUUCCCCCACAGCAUCCCUGGAUGCGGAUGUCGAGUCAGAAGCAGGAAGCACCUCACCUGUCAGUCCAAGCCAGAGCUUCCCUUGGCUCCAGGACCCACAAGGGAAGGACGAACCCUGUGCGUCUCACUGCUCCCCUCCUGGAGUUAGCAUGAAGCUGGUCCUGGGCUGUUAGCCUCCAUAGCUAGACUUGGCGCACAGACAUGCUGAGGCCGUCUAGGUCCAAAGCCUGUGUGUUUUCUGCCCCGUCUGGUCACCUACCCUGCUGCGCCAGCCUUAUGCUCAGCAGAGAGGGUCCUCGGCUGUCUCUGUAGACAGGGCUGUACCCAUGCCUGGGUAUCCGUGUGCAUGGGUCCUGUGCCUUCCCACUGUCUCUGCCUGUGGCCUUUCCUGUCCCCCAGUCUAGUGAUUGUGUCUCAGUCAGUGGAUUGUGGUGGCACGUGCACUAACUGUGGCUCCCGAGUGUGACGGACACCACAGAGGAAGCAGAAGGAAACAGAGGCACUGUGGCUACAGGAAGUAGUCCACCACCUCAAGAAGCUAAGGCCAGGGGUUGGGGAUUUAGCUCAGCGGUAGAGCGCUUGCCUAGGAAGCACAAGGCCCUGGGUUCGGUCCCCAGCUCCGUGGGGGGUGGGGGGGAGGCUAAGGCCGGGGCAGGGGUUUGCCUUGAGUUCAAGGUCAGCCUGGGCUAGAAUAAGACCCUGUCUUCAAAAGCAACAAUAGCCCCCACCCCAACAAACAAACAAAAA
This is a messenger RNA of Rattus norvegicus (Norway rat), 16741 nucleotides long. NCBI's taxonomy places the organism in Eukaryota, Metazoa, Chordata, Mammalia, Rodentia, Muridae. The record is from RefSeq and is a predicted model, not a curated record.